AUGCGCGGGAGGGAAACAGGUUGGACUGAGCGUCUUGCACAGCCCAACACAAUCGCUCUAUCGGUCGCGGAGAGGACUCGAAACAGUCUCUCUCUCUCUCUCUCUCUCUCUCUCUCUCUCUCUCAGCAGCAUAAACCGGUCGCCACAAAUAUUGCCCAUACCUCCAACCCCUUUCUCAGCCCCCCUUCUGAUACCACCCAAGCUCGCGGCAAGCGAAGACGGGGGAGGGGAGAUGAUCUAGAUCCUCCCGCGACGAGGACAGACAAGCACGAAGCAACGAAUCAAGAUUUUCGACAGCACCCAAGCACCCAACAUCCUGGCAGUACCCAGUACCAACACCCAGCACCCGGCACCCAGCACCCCAGCACCCCAGCACCCCAGCACCCAGCACCCCAGCACCCAGCACCCCAGUACCCAGCCCCCCAGUACCCAGCACCCCAGUACCCAGCACCCCAGUACCCCCCAGCACCCAGUACCCAGAACCCAGAACCCCCCCGUGCCCAACAACCCCCCGUGCCCAACGCCCAACACCCAACACCCAACACCCAACACCCUACCCACCCACCGCCCACCGCCCGCCGCCCGCAACAAGGAACUCCGACGGCCGACGUCGUAUGA
Messenger RNA from Paracoccidioides lutzii Pb01, 618 nucleotides. RefSeq lists its product as hypothetical. The coding region runs from base 1 to 618 and encodes 205 amino acids. The record is from RefSeq and is a predicted model, not a curated record. The transcript has 2 exons.